Messenger RNA from Corylus avellana, 1038 nucleotides. It is a transcript of the gene GOS12, whose product is annotated as golgi snare 12. Lineage: Eukaryota; Viridiplantae; Streptophyta; Magnoliopsida; Fagales; Betulaceae. Gene Ontology annotation, cellular component: cis-Golgi network; Golgi membrane; Golgi medial cisterna. The record is from RefSeq and is a predicted model, not a curated record. Gene Ontology annotation, biological process: endoplasmic reticulum to Golgi vesicle-mediated transport; inter-Golgi cisterna vesicle-mediated transport; vesicle fusion. Gene Ontology annotation, molecular function: SNAP receptor activity.
UCAGGUCUACUCUCUCUCUCUCUCUCUCUCUAUGCGUGAAGAAAUGAGAACCAAAAUAGUGAAGAAGGCAUUGAAAGAAUUACAACUGUAAUAACUGAACCAAUUGCCACCGUCGGAUCAGUAACUAGAAAAACCAGACGAGAAGCGGAAAGUGCAGGAUCCGAAUUGAAAUCGGGGAGAUCCAAAUGACGUCCGGGGAUCCGAAUCUGGACUUGCAGGAGUCUGGUUGGGAGGAACUGAGGAGAGAGGCCCGGAAGAUCGAGGGCGAUCUCGACGUCAAGCUCUCUUCCUACGCCAAACUCGGCGCAAGGUUCACCCAAGGCGGAUAUGUGGAUACUGGGUCCCCAUCUGUUGGGUCCAGCAGAUCGUGGAAGUCCAUGGAAAUGGAAAUCCAAUCGUUGCUUGAGAAGCUACUGGAUGUAAAUGACUCAAUGAGCCGAUGUGCUGCAUCUGCUGCUCCAGCUACUUCUGUAACUCAGAAGCUUGCAAGGCAUAGAGAUAUACUUCAUGAGUUUACCCAGGAAUUUAAAAGAAUCAAGGGAAACAUAAAUUCAAUGAAGGAACAUGCCGAGCUUCUGAGUUCAGUCAGGGAUGAUAUUAGUGAGUAUAAGGCCUCUGGGAGUAUGUCCCCACGGAUGCAGUUACUACGGGAGAGAGCAGCCAUCCAUGGAAGUAUAGCUCAUAUAGAUGAUGUGAUCAGUCAGGCUCAAACAACAAGACAUGUCUUGAGCUCUCAAAAGGCUUUUUUUGGGGAUGUUCAAGGGAAAGUAAAGCAUCUAAGUGACAAAUUUCCCAUAAUCCGUGGCGUACUUGGUUCAAUCAAACGGCGGCGAUCGAGAGACACUCUGAUUUUAUCAGCAGUCAUUGCCGCUUGUACGUUGUUUCUUAUCAUCUAUUGGCUUUCAAAAUAACUAAAGAUGUGAUUUUUAUUCAUAUGGGAAAAUCAGAAAUGAUGUUGCUUUUUCUAGGAAUUUUUGCUUCUGUAAUUUGUUACAACAAAUCCACUUGUGUUUCAAAAGUAUGUUUCCAUACCAAUUG